This is a messenger RNA of Fonsecaea multimorphosa CBS 102226, 2532 nucleotides long. RefSeq lists its product as uncharacterized. Gene Ontology annotation, molecular function: zinc ion binding; DNA-binding transcription factor activity, RNA polymerase II-specific; DNA binding. NCBI's taxonomy places the organism in Eukaryota, Fungi, Ascomycota, Eurotiomycetes, Chaetothyriales, Herpotrichiellaceae. The transcript has a single exon. The record is from RefSeq and is a predicted model, not a curated record. Gene Ontology annotation, biological process: DNA-templated transcription; regulation of DNA-templated transcription. Bases 1 to 2532 code for a protein of 843 amino acids.
AUGUCUCGAGCCGGAAGUAUGUCUACUUCACCGUACAAUACCGAUGCCACCGGGCUCGGAUUCGACCAUAAUCAAGGCCCACCAAGGAAGAAGAUGCGCAAGGGCACAAAGAGUUGUUUGGAGUGUCGGCGGAGAAAGAUCAAGUGCACUUUCGAACCUGGGAGGCCUGCGGUAUGCAACGAGUGCUAUGCCAGAGGCUCGACCUGCAUUGAUCAAGAGCAUGGCGAUAUCCACACCUACACCCAGACCACUUCGGAGCAGUCGUCGUACAGUUUGAGGGAGAGAGUAUCCCAACUCGAGGAUCUGGUCAAACAGGUGCUGAACCGGUUACCGGAGAAGGAUGCCAGUGGCCAUGGUGAUAAUUCCGCUGCAGAGUCCGACAAAAGCCAGCUUGAUGCCCAGGCGGCUGAAGUGUUGAAAAGUCUGAAGAGCUCAUUGCGACAGGAAAGCUCCAGUACCGAAGAGUCUAUAGUUCUCCCAGGCGGUCUCCGAGAUGACGCCCCAGCCUUGACCCUGUUCGACAAUGCCGUCCUUGAACGAAAAGAGAGCCAGCCUGUGGUAUCAAGAGCACAGUACAAUAAGUCGAAAACGCUUCUGGCGGCUUUGAAUAAGUUGCUUCCACCACCGAGUGAUUUGGAGGUUAUCCUGGAACAGUCCCACGAAUGGUGGACAAUAUGGAGGAAGAUGUUUCCCGAAAUCACCGACAGUCGAUGUGAAACCAUCAAAGAAUCUGUCUCUCACUCGUUACGGUCAGAGAAACCCGCGGAAUUGGCAAAGAUCAUGUUGUGUAUCGCGAUCGGCAUCCACCAACUACCGAAUUCCUUUAACUGGUCGCGACUUCAGAUCAAACAGGAGCCUGCUGAGCUAAUGGAACGAUAUAUUGCUACAGUCGACAAGCUGAUUGUCUCUGACGAUGAGAUUGCAGCAACCCUUGAUGGCAUCGAGUGCAUGAUGCUCGAAGCCAAGUAUCAUGUCAACAUGGGCCGGCCGCGACGUGCGUGGCUGUUAUUCCACCGAGCGCUCGCCUUUGCACAAUUAUUGGGCAUUCACAGGUUAGCUGCGCAGACAGACAAAACGUCCCUGGAUUAUCAGCGUUCGGUCAACAUCUGGUGUCAUCUUGUACUGGGCGACAGAUACCUAUCCCUGCUCCUGGGUCUGCCAUAUUCUGUUAGUGAAAGCUUUGUGACCCCCUAUAUCCCCAUAUCUGGACCUCCGCCCGCGUCGGUCACAGCUGGCGAGUACUACACAGGGAAGAUGCUCCCAAUAAUCACCAAAUUGAUUGACCGAAACCAGAGUGUCGUGCCCAUGGGAUACUCGGCGACGCUAAGACUUGAUCAAGAAUUGGAGGAGCUGCACAGUACUCAAGAUCCUAGUUGGUGGUCGCCGGAGCUUGUUCCUGGUAAUUCGGUUGAGGAACAUUUCGAUCGACUCCAAGCUCACUUUUUCCAUCACCAAACCAAAGUCAUGCUGCAUAUGCCGUUCAUGCUACGAUCAUCUACCGACAAGAGAUACCAGUACUCUCAUACCGCAGCCUUGGAUGGCGCACGAGAAAUGAUUCAAGUCUACAAGGCUCUCCGAACCAACAAGGCCGUGGGUCCGUUCAUCUGCAAACUGAUCGAUUUUCAAUCUUUUACCGGGGCCAUGCUGUUGCUGCUCAACCUGUGCGGCUAUUCCCAACAACACCGUGGCAACAACGCCCAGCAGACGGACCUCGAGCAAGACCAGAAGGACUCGGACCUCAUCGACCAGACGAUCGCGCUCCUGAAGGACGCGGCCAAAGAACCCGGUGGCGUUGUCGCAGCCCAGAGCGCUCAAGCACUAGAAAUGCUUGCUCGUGUCCGUCAGGGCUGCGACGACGAAGGCGCUAAAGAAUGCAGGGGCGAGACUUGUCAAGUCUCAAUCCCCUACUUUGGCACCAUUUCUAUUGGAGUAGGCAAGCACUUCGUCCCCAUCAAACCAGGCACAUAUGCGCAACGGACACAGGAUGCCCGCCUGAAUACGACAGUCUCAGCGGGCGGUGUGUCCACCAACUCGGGACUGCCGACUCCUCCAUCUGUCGCUUCAAACAGCACACAACAUUCACCCUUGUCGACGACGAUUGACCAACAUCAUUCGCAAUACUCUCAAGCCCGUCGGCCGCCCGUCUACGAAUCAGCGACCUACAUCGCUCCGGGCCUUGACCAAGCCUGGCCCGACACAGCCGACGACCCGUUCAUCACCUUCGACUCGUUUAUGGCCUUCCCACCCCAACCACCUACAGACUUCCCCUCGGCCGGCGGCGUCAGUAUAUCCUCGGGCAGCGGAUCGGGCUUCACUCCACAACCAUCCCACUCCCUCCAAGGCCAGAGUCCGUUCAACACUUCGAGCGCGACGCCAUCACAGAAUGACUUGAACGCUUCGGUCGCUGCAGGCGGGCUGGGCGGGAUGGUGACGCCAGGGUUUCCAUUCGGUAGCUUCCCCUUCGGACAGAGCGGGGUGGAUCUGGACCAAGGCUGGAAUUGGUUCGGUGUUGACGCGCCUGUUAUCCCGUGA